This is a messenger RNA of Anopheles stephensi (Asian malaria mosquito), 3169 nucleotides long. RefSeq names its product sodium-dependent nutrient amino acid transporter 1-like. NCBI's taxonomy places the organism in Eukaryota, Metazoa, Arthropoda, Insecta, Diptera, Culicidae. The transcript is spliced from 6 exons. The record is from RefSeq and is a predicted model, not a curated record. Gene Ontology annotation, biological process: sodium ion transmembrane transport. Gene Ontology annotation, cellular component: membrane. Bases 1047 to 3029 code for a protein of 660 amino acids. Gene Ontology annotation, molecular function: L-amino acid transmembrane transporter activity.
CACGCAUUGUGAAACAGCGUGGGUUUUUGGCAACAAAUUCCCCGAAUUACUACACUAACCGUCAUAUGAUAGGCUCACCGGCUCAUCAGAGAAUGCAUUCACACCUCUUCCACACACACACCGCUCAUCAGUCUCAAGAAGCCGGCCAUUCCGGAUCAUAUUACCUGUUCCAAACCAUACCAAGAGAAGGUUCUCCUGAGGACACCUCCUACUGCCUGCCGUUCUCGUUGGUGCAGUGUACCGUGCAAAACGGGGAAUUGGGGAAUUGGUGUUAUUUUCGGGACCAAAGUUUUUGGACACCGUGGCCGAAACAGGCUCUUGAAGGAACCUCCAUCACUAUCCCGUCUUAUGCUCAUCAUCCGGCGACCGGCAAAGGUAGCUGAAGGAAUGUUAAAGUACAGCGAAACUUGUAAGGUUUCGCUGGCUGUACAGGCGGCAGUGGAACAUUUCAGGGACAGCAAAUGCCGGGUAUUAUAAUUGUAGCGAGUCAUUUACACUAAUAGUGGAGCCGGUGGGUGGGUGCCAGGGUUUUGCUGCUUAAAUUUCUCCCGGCAAGCCGGCCACCGUUAAGAGCCGGAGCACGGUUCAGCCGUUGUGCUCGUCCGGGCCUGGCACAGACGUGCGCCGGUCAGUCCGUUUGGAACCGUUCAGCCGAUCGGAGGUUUGCCGGAGCUAGAUCGGCGGUCGUCAAUCGUUGAAUCGCACAAGUCACUAGGUGCAGUGUGCAUAACCCCGGGCUCGAGAUCAAAUAGAAAGAGGGCGUGCGUCGUUGCGGCAUAACUUAAGUGGACAUAAUUGGUUUUAAUAUAUACGCGCGGUGUGCGUUUGGCGGUAAAAACGCACGGAUUGUCUGGGCCUCGAACAUCGUGUUGUAGUUGUAUUCGUAGAAGUACGCCUGGAGAUGGCCACCUAGCAGUAGCCUCCUGUCAGUAAGAAGCUUCAGUAAGAUAGUUCCCGCUUUCGAGUGUGUCUAGUGCUAGUUGUCGGUGCGCGGUCAACCGUGGUCUUCCAAGAUCAGCCACCUAACAAUCCACCCUUCUCCAAACAUGGCGACCAGUAAUCCGGCAUUCGUAAACGAUGAGCCCGUCGUGGCGGUGGUGACGACGACCUCAACCAAACCACGCACCAACGAUCGACAACCCGACCUGCGAACGGUAGAGCCCACUUCCAGCGAGCGCCCGCAACUGUCCACUGCCAAGGUGAACCACUUGCAAGAGCCACCGGACGCGGGUGUCAACCUCGGCCGGGCCAGCGCACUGCUCGAGAUGAACCUGAUGAAGAACCUGCCGAAGGUGCAGCGUGACAAGUGGGGCAAAGAUAUCGAGUUUCUGCUGUCCUGCAUAGCGCUCUCGGUCGGGCUCGGCAAUGUGUGGCGCUUUCCGUUCACGGCGUUGGAAAACGGGGGCGGUGCGUUCGUCAUACCGUACCUGAUCGUGUUGCUGCUGGUUGGGCGACCGAUCUACUACCUGGAGAUGCUGAUCAGCCAGUUCUCGAGCCGGGGCUGCAUCAACGUGUACGAUGCGUCGCCGGCAAUGCGCGGCAUCGGGGUCGGCCAAACGUACUCGACGUUCAUCGUGAUGACGUACUAUGCGUCGCUGAUGGCGGUUACGAUGCGCUAUCUGAUCGCUUCGUUCGGCGAUCCGCUACCGUGGAGCGAAUGUAACGAGAGCUGGAACGCUACCUGUAUCGAUUCACGGUUGAUCACGAACAUGGCCGAAAAUUCGACCACCACCGCCGUCACCUCGGCCGAGCUGUACUUUGUCAAGGACGUACUGAAGGAAGCGAACACGAUACACGAUGGCAUUGGGACACCGGAUUGGCGUUUGGUGCUGUGCCUGCUCGUUCCCUGGACCUGCAUCUGCCUGACACUUAUCAAAGGAAUUAAAAGCUCCGGCAAGGUUGCCUACUUCCUGGCCAUUUUCCCCUACGUUGUGAUGUUGGUGCUGUUGGUGCGGGCCUGCACACUGGAAGGCGCCGGGGACGGUAUGCUGUACUUCAUCAAGCCGCAGUGGGACCGAAUCCUGGAGGCGAAGGUUUGGUACGCGGCCGUUACGCAAGUGUUCUUCUCGCUGACGAUCUGCUUCGGUAAUGUGAUGAUGUACUCGUCGUACAAUCGGUUCCACAACAACGUUUAUAGGGAUGUGACGAUUGUGUCGAUCAUGGAUACGCUCACAUCGAUGCUGGCCGGACUGAUAGUGUUCGGCGUGAUCGGACAUCUUGCCCACGUGCUGGAAGCUCCGGACAUUAAGCAGGUGGUGCGGGGUGGUGCCGGUCUCGCCUUCAUCACCUACCCGGACGCGAUCGCCAAGUUCACCUUUUGGCCCCAGUUCUUCGCUAUCGCCUUCUUCAUGAUGCUGUUCGUGUUGGGGAUCGGGAGUAAUGUGGGCAUGGCUACCACCACGAUGACGGUAAUUCGCGAUCGGUUCCCCCAUCUGCAGCCGGCCCUAGUGGCGGUUGGGAUCGCUGUGGUUGGGUUCGGGAUCGGCAUCAUCUACACCACGCCCGGUGGACAGUACGUGCUGGAUUUUCUGGACUUUUACGGCGCUUCGUUUGUGGCGCUCGUGCUGGCCGUGUUCGAGAUGAUUACGUUCGCGUGGAUCUACGGCGUGGGACGUAUCUGUCGGGACAUUGAGUUUAUGCUCGGCAUCAAGACGGGCCUGUACUGGCGCAUCUGUUGGGGCUUUAUCACACCGACGCUACUGGCGGCGAUCCUGCUCUACCACAUCGCCACUUACGAAACGUUCACUUUCAACGGUUACGUGUAUCCCGAUGGGAUGUAUGCCUUCGGGUGGUGUAUCUUCGCUGCGGGAGUGUUGCAACUGCCGGCCUGGGGUGUUUAUACGUUCCUGAAGCGCAAGGAACCGGACUGGAGGGAUCGUCUGCUGCACUGCUUUAAACCAACGCACGAUUGGGGCCCGGAAGACCCCGAACUGAAUGCCAAGUAUCACGAAUCGGUGUACAAAUAUGAACAAUCACUGCCCCGCGAUCGCUCGAUACUGCGUAGAAUGUACGAUAAUGUGUUUAGCUAAAGCAACUACAAAACUAUUCCGAACUCCACGUGUUGGAAGUGCAUUUAAGCAUAAAGUAGCUGCAAACUAAGGUUCAAGCGGUAAAGUACACGUUCAGAUAUGAUGCGUCUUUUUAAUAAAGAGAUGAUUUUAAAGGAGGG